AUGUUCUCCGCAAUCCCCAUUUCAAUAUGCCAACCAUCUCCAACUCAAGUUCGAGACCUUGAUGGGAACUUGGUGCGUUCUGGUACAAAGUACUACAUCUUGCCUGUGAUCCGAGGAAUGGGUGGCGGUGUUACACUUGCCUCCACGAGAAAUGAGUCAUGCCCACUUGACAUUGUCCAAGCCAAUCAAGAAGUAGAUAAUGGCAUGCCACUGACAUUUACACCGGUAAACCCUAAGAAAGGUUUCAUCUGGGAAUCAACAGAUCUCAACAUUAUAUUCUCGAGUGCAUCUACCUGCCUUCAGUCGAAUGUUUGGAUGCUCGAGGAGUACGAUGGACAACUUAUCACAACUGGUCAUGGAGUAGCAGGAAACCCUAGUCAGGAAACCAUCAAUAACUAG
Lactuca saligna is the source of this 399-nucleotide messenger RNA. Lineage: Eukaryota; Viridiplantae; Streptophyta; Magnoliopsida; Asterales; Asteraceae. The record is from the annotation of a GenBank genome assembly.